Molecule: messenger RNA, 282 nt
Organism: Nelumbo nucifera (sacred lotus)
Lineage: Eukaryota; Viridiplantae; Streptophyta; Magnoliopsida; Proteales; Nelumbonaceae
Source: RefSeq, a predicted model, not a curated record
AUGGUGACCGAUCAGCAAGACUCGUCUGAGAUGUUCAAGCAAAUGGUCAAAGAUGGCUUUGGUGUCGGUGUGAUUCCGUUGCUCAACGUCAGCAGUAAUAUCUUACCCAAGGUGAUUGAUUAUUGCAGGAAACACGUCGAGUUUGAUUCCAAGAAGAAGAUGGACGAUCCUAAUGAAAUGGCUGCCAACUACCUUCAUAUCAAAGGGUUGCUGGAUUUGACUUGCCAGAAGGAUUCUUCAAAAGGCUCAGCUUAUGUUAGGAAAUUUGUGAGAGAUAGUUGA